This is a messenger RNA of Coregonus clupeaformis (lake whitefish), 2654 nucleotides long. It is a transcript of the gene cdc42, whose product is annotated as cell division cycle 42. Lineage: Eukaryota; Metazoa; Chordata; Actinopteri; Salmoniformes; Salmonidae. Gene Ontology annotation, cellular component: dendritic spine. Bases 98 to 673 code for a protein of 191 amino acids. Gene Ontology annotation, biological process: small GTPase-mediated signal transduction; modification of synaptic structure. Gene Ontology annotation, molecular function: GTP binding; GTPase activity. The record is from RefSeq and is a predicted model, not a curated record. The transcript is spliced from 6 exons.
GAAAGCCCCUAGUGCGAACCUGCCAACGCCCGGCGCAGAGACACAAAUAGAGAGGCUACGGAUCUUGAAUGAGUAAAGAGGAUUCUAAAGCACAGCUAUGCAGACGAUCAAAUGUGUUGUGGUGGGGGAUGGAGCUGUGGGUAAAACCUGUCUGCUCAUCUCCUACACCACUAACAAAUUCCCCUCUGAAUACGUACCCACGGUGUUUGACAACUAUGCUGUAACUGUAAUGAUAGGAGGGGAGCCCUACACCCUGGGCUUGUUUGACACUGCAGGUCAGGAGGACUACGACAGGUUACGGCCUCUGAGUUAUCCCCAGACAGACGUCUUCCUUGUCUGUUUCUCCGUCGUAUCCCCCUCCUCCUUCGAAAACGUCAAAGAAAAGUGGGUACCAGAGAUCACCCAUCACUGUCCAAAGACCCCGUUCCUGUUGGUGGGGACUCAGAUAGAUCUGCGAGAUGACCCAUCCACCAUAGAAAAGCUGGCCAAGAACAAGCAGAAGCCCAUCACUCCUGAAACGGCAGAGAAACUGGCCAGAGACCUCAAGGCCGUCAAAUACGUGGAGUGCUCAGCUCUCACGCAGAAAGGCCUAAAGAAUGUGUUCGAUGAGGCGAUACUGGCUGCGCUGGAGCCUCCUGAGCCCAAGAAGAAACGCAAAUGUGUGCUGCUAUGAGUGACCCCACCCCUCACACAUGUACACACAUCCUCCCCCUUUGCCCCCCCAUCCGCUCCCUUGCUCUGCUAAGGCUGAUUGAUAGCCAUUUACUCUAAAGCAAAAUAUAGAAACAAACAUAACGAGUUUCCGAUUAGAUUGCAAUAAACCAGCGGACUGACGGAUGGAGAGACAGAAGAGAACCUAACCCAGCUUGUAACCGUGACUACCAUGGCCACACUCCCAUUUCAGUUAAAACAGUAAGUCAGAGCUUUUAGAUGUGUUUCAGAGACAGCCCAGUCCUGUGUGAUCAGUGCAUCUCAGUAGGCUAAAGUUGCUUCCUCUCCUCAUCUUAUCUUAAUCUAAACUGAUCUCACAGUAAAGUUAGUGAAAGCAAUAUGAUGGAUGCCCGCUGGGCUUUGACUUUUAACAUUAGUGAAGAUGAAAGGGAAGGAGACAAGGAGAGGCAGUAACUAUAGACUAUUGAGAUUCAGCCCUGCACUCAAGGGAAGGCCAAGACCAUGUCCCUUUUUACUCUCCAAGGGGUUUGAACCAUGCCGGUGGUUAAAUAAAAGGGGCGACAUACAGGUGACAUAGGCUCUCAUAAAAGUGUCGUCAUCUCUCAUUGGUGAUUUAGGAAAUCAGGCUCAUUUAAACUUUGACUUUUAAAAUGUCUUUGACAGAUUGCCCUGUCAGUGAUGUCGAUUUGCUCUUAGUCACCCAGCUUCUUUGUGGCCAUUGGCCAGUUAGCAGUUCUGAUAGACCUAUGCUCCACCCCCAAAUGAAAUGGCUGCCUGAGUGACAGCUAGUCACGCUGCUGCAUUAUUAAGCCCCACCCCUCUUGAUGAGCACAUCAAGCGCCCAAUCUCGCUGCUCCACCUCCAAAACCACCUGAAGAAGUGCUGAUAGUAGCCAUUUUUCUUGUUUUCUUUGCCAUUGUCUCCCCUCCACGUGACAGAACAGAAGUCUGAAGCUUUUUAUGAUCAACCUCAAAUCUGCCCCUAUCCCCGGGGCACUUUUGUAGAUCUUAAUAAACUGGAUAGGGAAACAUUCUAUUACCAUUACUAAAUAUCUAAACUAAAGGCAUCCCGUAGCAAUGGGUCUUGAUGCAGGAAUUGGCCUUUUGAAGCAGGGAACAUAAACAGUGUUAACAAGUGGUGUGUUCUUAAUGCGUUGCUAAGGUCCAAGGGAGCGGUAGCCGAUCAUUGUCAAAACGUUAUGGUAACCAUAGAACUAGAAUUAGUAGAGCUGACAUUCCCUGAACAAAGCAACGUUCUGUAGUAGGUAUACCGGCGGCCAUAUUUUAUGUCCCAUUUGGAUUGUUAAUGAAUUGAUGCUUAUCGCAUCAGAAUUCUGUGCCACAUCAGAAUUCUGUGCCUUUCUCAGUGUUCCAUACUGUCACGCUGCAAUGGCAAUGCUAUGGUGCCGCCAUGCUAUGUCUACCUCCUCAAAAAAAAUCUGUGGUCUGAGGAAUUGUCUGUUCUAUACUUUUAAUUCUAUGGAUUUAACGUUGUGGUAAUGCAUGUAGGUAAGCCCCUGGUCUCUGAGAUGAUUGGUUAACAGAUUUAAUAAUAAUGUAAGAUGGCACACAUGUUGAUAUAGGCUCCAGAUAUUUUUACCAAAAUCUGUUUUAUUGUAUUUUUUUUUUCUGUUGUGCGGUGUUUGAUUUUAUAAAAAGGUUAUUUCCUCUCCUUUUACAUUUUAGGGGCAGGAACUCAGCUGAACUUUGACCCACCAGCUAGAAACGUUCAUUGGUGGAGUGAAUUUAAACCCUCCAAUGUCAAACCUGGAUCGUAAUUGGUUGAUUUGACUGGUGGCUCAGAGUUGGGUUGACAUCCAGCCCAAGUCAUUUAUUAUUAUUAUUAUUAUUAUUAUGAUUGUUAUUAUUAUUAUAACAAUUUGUUUUGGUGCAAAACCAAAUGCUUUGUCUGACGUCUCUGUUCUUUGUAUAUGCAUUCUUAAAAAAAAAAAAAAAAUUAAACUUAUACCUUAAUUGCCUUUA